Molecule: messenger RNA, 1106 nt
Organism: Pecten maximus
Lineage: Eukaryota; Metazoa; Mollusca; Bivalvia; Pectinida; Pectinidae
Product: histone-lysine N-methyltransferase 2D-like
Exons: 4
Coding region: 447-1106 (219 amino acids)
Source: RefSeq, a predicted model, not a curated record
GACCGAGCACGUGGUGUGAGGACGAGGGGUGGUGGAAGAGGAGGAGGGGUGGUGGAAGAGGAGCCAGGGGCAGUGACCGAGCACGUGGUGUAAGGAGGAGGGGUGGUGGAAGAGGAGCCAGGGGCAGUGACCGAGCACGUGGUGUGAGGAGGAGUGGUGGUGGAAGAGGAGCCAGGGGCAGUGACCGAGCACGUGGUGUAAGGAGGAGGGGUGGUGGAAGAGGAGCCAGGGGCAGUGACCGAGCACGUGGUGUGAGGAGGAGGGGUGGUGGAAGGGAAUCAAACUCAGAAUCAGAAGAAAGUGAAGAAUAUUCUAGUGAAACUUCAAGCGAGAACCAUUCUCUAAGUGACUUCGAGAGCAUUGGGAACAGUGAGAAUAGUAAUGCAAACAGUAGCAAGUUGGAGGAAGACCAUAUUGUGAACAAUAGCCACUCUGAUGAGGAUCUAAUGGACAUAUGUGGAUUGACAGGGAUAUUUGAGAGUCUUGAGGCAUGUGACGAAAGAUUAUCACCAAUAUUAACGAUGUUGGUAUCCAGUGAUCUGGAGGUCCUCAAACCAACACCAGACCAGAAGGACCCCAAUCUUGUAUUUGACCAGGAAACCCUCGAUCCUACGCCUGAGUCGCAGGAGGACCUUUAUACUAUGCCUCACCUGGAGGUCAUUGAUCCUAUGCCUAUCCAUGAGGCCCUCAAUUCCAAGUCUGACCAGGAGGCAGACAGUAGUAUACCAAGGCCAGGGGCCCUCAAUCAUAUGCCCGAGUCACAGGAGGAACUCGAUCCUACGCCCAAGUUGCAAGAGGACCUUAAUCCUACACCUGAUCGGGAGGCUCUUGAUCCUCCGCCUAUCCAUGAGGCCCUCAAUUCCAAGUCUGACCAGGAGGCAGACAGUAGUAUACCAAGGCCAGGGGCCCUCAAUCCUAUGCCCAAGUCGCAGGAGGAACUCUUUCCUACGCCCAAGUCGCUAGAGGACCUUAAUCCUACACCUGACUGGGAGGCUCUUGAUCCUCCGCCUAUCCAUGAGGCCCUCAAUUCCAAGUCUGACCAGGAGGCAGACAGUAGUAUACCAAGGUAUGAUAUAUUUACUACAAAUGAAAUAACCGAGACCUAA